Aureobasidium namibiae CBS 147.97 is the source of this 477-nucleotide messenger RNA. RefSeq lists its product as uncharacterized. The record is from RefSeq and is a predicted model, not a curated record. The transcript has 3 exons. The coding region runs from base 1 to 477 and encodes 158 amino acids. NCBI's taxonomy places the organism in Eukaryota, Fungi, Ascomycota, Dothideomycetes, Dothideales, Saccotheciaceae.
AUGGUUGGAACACGCAAACGCAGAGCUGAGGAGAGCGAAGAGGAGGAGCUUCAAUCGCUUCCUGAGGAUAGUGAGGAGGAAGAGGAGUACGACUCUUCCGAAGCCGAGGGCGAUGCCGCCUCAGACGACGAUGACGACGAAGUCGCUGCUAAGCCCGCCCCCUCGGCCUCGAAAAAGCGCAAGACAACCAAAGACGCCGCUCCCGCCGCCGAUGACGAAGAAGACGACCUAGACGACGACGACGAAGAACCCGCCGGCGAAGACGACGACGAAGUCGACCCUGCCGAGCUCGACGACCAGGAAGAAGCCGCCGACCCUGACGACGAGGAUGCGGAUGAAGAUGCAGAUGACACUGCCGACAAAUCUGGUCCUGCUGCUGCGGCUAAGAAGGCCAAGGAGAGAAACGUUCCUGGCGGCAAGGACAAGGCUGAGGUGGGCGAUAUCGAGAAUGCUGAGGAGAAGGAUGGGGGUUUGUAA